Molecule: messenger RNA, 1313 nt
Organism: Prosopis cineraria
Lineage: Eukaryota; Viridiplantae; Streptophyta; Magnoliopsida; Fabales; Fabaceae
Product: alpha-soluble NSF attachment protein 2-like
Exons: 9
Coding region: 187-1056 (289 amino acids)
Biological process (GO): SNARE complex disassembly; intracellular protein transport
Cellular component (GO): vacuolar membrane; SNARE complex
Molecular function (GO): soluble NSF attachment protein activity; syntaxin binding
Source: RefSeq, a predicted model, not a curated record
GGGACCCGAGAGGUGGAGUUUCGAACGAGAGUUUCCUCUCGAGUCAUUGCUUAAUGGUGGAGUAAUUGAGAUUGUCGUCUUUGAUUGUUCCUUCGCUUAGCUUCUGAAAUUUCAGAACGCGCUUUACCAUUCCUUUCUCUUCAAACUCUCUCUCUCUCACUCUAGAGGAGAGAGAAGGUUACCACAAUGGCCGAUCUCAUAGCCAAAGGACAGGAUCUCGAGAAGAAAGCAGAGAAGAAGAUCAGUGGUUGGACCUUAUUCGGCUCUAAAUACGAAGAUGCUGCUGAGUUGUUCGAGAAGUCUGCCAAUUCCUUCAAACUCGGAAAAUCUUGGGACAGAGCUGGCUCUGUAUUCAUCAAGUUGUCCAAGUGUCAUCUCAAGUUAGAAAGCAAACAUGAAGCUGCUGGUGCUUACGUGGAUGCUGCCCACUGCUACAAGAAAACAUCCACAAAAGGAGCCAUAUCAUGCUUAGAUCAAGCAGUUAGCCUCUAUACUGAGAUUGGUAGGCACAACAUGGCUGCGAGAUACUACAAGGAAAUUGGUGACUUAUAUGAACUUGAUCAAGACAUAGAGAAUGCCACUUUAUAUUUUGACAGGGCUGCUGAAUUUUUUGAACUUGCGAAUGCAACAACCUCUGCCAACCAGUGCAAAUUGAAAGUUGCACAGUUUUCUGCUCAACUUCAACAAUAUCAGAAGGCAAUAGAUAUAUUUGAAGAUAUUGCUCGACAGUCACUGAACAAUAAUUUACUAAAAUAUGGAGUUAGAGGACAUCUUCUUAAUGCUGGCCUUUGCCAGCUUUGUCGAGGUGAUAUUGUUGCAAUCACCAACUCCUUGGAGCGAUAUCAGGACUUGGACCCAACUUUCUCCAGAGUUCGUGAGUACAAAUUCUUAGGUGAUUUGGUAUCUGCAAUUGAUGAGGAAGAUGUUGCAAAAUUUACUGAAGUGGUCAAGGAAUUCGAUAGCAUAAUCCCACUGGAUUCUUGGAAGGCCGCCCUUUUACUGAGAGUAAAGGAAGCUCUGAAGGCAAAAGAAAUGGAGGAGGAUGAUUUGACUUGAAUGAAUUACUAUCGAAUUUCUUACCAAUUAAAGUAAUGUCAGCUUUGUAAAGGCCAGUGGUUAGGUUUCAGUUAUUUCUAUUGUUUGGUGGUUCCCUUAUCAUUUUAAACAGAAGAUCACAGGAAUAAGGUCUCUUGAAUUCUCUUCACAACCGCUUGAUGCGUGUAUGUAUAUAUAAAUUGAGAACAACAUUUCUUUGAACUCUGUCUCUCUGGUUGUAUCAUUUGUGUAUGGAACACCUCAGAUUUCCCCCUUUA